AUGGUCGAACAUAUUGUCAUGCCUCAACGCAAACGAAUUGCUAUCAUUGCUCAUGAUAACAAAAAAGCGGAACUCAUUAGCUGUCUUAAGCAACAUCGUAAAGUUCUCUCUCGACAUGAUCUGUUCGGAACUGGUACCACAGGAUCUCUGGUAGAACAGGCACUCAAUCUACCGGUGACUAAGUUUCGGAGUGGUCCGUUGGGAGGAGAUCAACAGAUAGGAGCAAAAAUUGCUUCUCAAGAGCUCGAUAUCAUAUUUUUUCUUAUUGACCCUUUGGAUUCUCAUCCACACUAUGCUGAUGUUCAAGCACUAUUGAGAUUAGCAGAAGCAUGGAAUGUUGUCUGUGGUAUAACAACUACUUGCAUCGAUUUUAUUCUUACGUCGCCCAAAAUGCACGAAUCAUGUACAAGAAGUGUUAAUUUAACUCCUAUUUUACCAAGAAUUGAAGCAAACAGAAGAAAACCGUCAGUGCAUAUUAUAAAACAACGUGUUCCAGUUGUUAAUCAAAAUUCGAAAUUUACAUUGCCAAAAAUAUCACCAACGCGACCAGCACAAGUGACUCAGCAGGCUAUAUUCAAGAAUUGAUUUUGUCAUCAAUUGAAUGUACAUACAUUUCCUAUGCUUAUCAAAUUGCUAUGCAUUGUAUAUACUCUCUUUGUUUCAAUUUGCAGUGAACAAUUACAAGCUCCAAUAAUUCUACGUGAAUCCAGUGAUGGUGAAGUACCAUUAGGUUCUCGUAAAGUUUUUACUUGUAAUGCAAUUGGUUAUCCUCCUCCAACUUAUAUGUGGUUACGUGAAUGGCAAAAUUUAACAUCAAAUUUUUCUUCAUACAGUUACUUCGAAAUAACAUCAGCAAAAAAACAAGAUCAAGGUUCAUAUCGAUGUUUAGCUAAAAAUGAUGUUGGUAUUGUUGCAAGUAAAACAACGCAUUUAACAAUUUGGUAUUUUGAUGGUUUCAUAAGUAACCAACGUGAUCAAUUCAUUAGUAUUUCGGAAUCUGAUGCUGUUGUUCUACAAUUACCAACAAUAAGUUCAUCACCGGAACCAACUGUACAAUGGUUUAUGAAAAGUAGUUCAUUAUCACGCGAUAACAAACCUAUUAUUAUGAAUGAAAAAUAUUUUAUUACAUCAACAUAUAAUCUUGUUAUACUUAACACGGACUAUCAGGAUGAAAAAAUUUAUUUUGCUAUUAUUGAAAAUAUUUUCGUUGGCGGUACAAAACAAUCACCAGAUUUUCGAUUAGAAAUUAAUCGAAGAAAAAAUUCAUAUCGCACUUCACCAGAAUUUAUUAUUAAACCAACAGAUCAAUUAGCAACCAUCGGAAAUCAUAUUAAAUCAUUUGAAUGUAUCGCUAAUGCUGGUUCCGGUAAUCCAAUUGAAACUAUUUGGCAAAAAGAUGCUGUAUUAAUUAAUUCAACUAGUGGACGAUUUCAUAUUGGUCCUUACAACCGAACACUUGAAGUUCGUGGGAUUAUUGCUGACGACCAAGGAACCUACUCGUGUCAUGUUCGAAUAAAAAAUACUGAUAGUUACAUCAAUGCAAGUGCAAAAUUAAUUGUUCGAGGUGUUCCUAUCAUCACAACCAAUUUUCCACUUAUUCAAAAUGUUGAUUUACAAGAUAAAAUUAUUUUCUCUUGUAAUGGAACACAAACGUUGACAAAUUAUAACGUCACAUGGUAUAAAGAUGCUGUUCGUUUAAUAAAUCAAUCAUCGAAAGUUCAAUUGAUCGAAAAUAAAUUAAUUAUUAAUGAUAUUGAAUGGGAUGAUCAAGGAAUGUAUCAAUGUUUCCUCACCAAUGAUGUUGGCGAAGAUACUCGUUCAACAUGGUUAAGAAUUAAAAGUGAACCCCCUACUGUUACUGCUAGUAACGAUUUAAUUGUUUUUAACGGAACUGAUAUUCAAUUAACAUGUACUGCCAAUGGAUCACCAUGGCCAAAUAUAACUUGGUUUAAAUUGAAUUUAAAUGACGAUGAACGAAUUCUAUUGAAUAAUAUGAAUGGAAGAUUUCAUGUUGAUAAACGAACUGGUGUUUUAUCAAUAUCAAAUACAAUGCGAAAUGAUUCCGGUAUAUUUGAAUGUUUAGCACAAAAUAUUCUCGGCUCCGCGCAUGCACGAACAACGCUACUUGUUCGCCGACGAACAAGAAUCAUCUCAUUACCACAAACAAUGAAAAUUAUUAAAGCACAAUCGUUAGUACUUGUCUGUCAUGUGUUUAGUGAAGAUGAUGUAGUAAAGAAAAUUUCUUGGUAUUUCAAUCACAAUCAAAUGAUAUCACAAAAUCGAGUCUAUAAUGAAAGUACAAUUUUAAUCGAUACACCACAAAAUCAAGAUACAGGCAAUUAUACUUGUAAAGUGGAAUCUGAAGCAGGCAAUGAUACUCGUACAACAGAAGUCACAGUCAUUGAAUUACCUUGGCCACCUACAUUUGUUAGAGCGUCACUCAUCAAUGAUUCUACUAGUAAAUCGAUUGUUGUGAAUUUAACUUGGAUACCGAAUUUCGAUGGGAAUAUGCCAAUUGAACGAUAUAUAAUUCAAAUGAAAGAUUGUACAUUGUCAGAUAUUAGUGAAUUUUCUUCAUCGUAUGAUGAACUCGGAUGGGAAACUAAAGACGAUAUUAAUAUACAAAGAAGUGCAACAAAAACUUCGACUUUAAUAAGUGGUCUUCGACCAUUUACGACCUAUCGUUUUCGAUUAUCAGCUCGAAAUCAACUUGGAGAAGGACAAAUAAGUGCUCCUAGUAACAAAAUAACACUGCCAGAAGAAAUUCCCAGUGGUACUGUUAAAUCUGUAACGGCUAUUCCUCGUGAUUCAACGUCAGUUUUUAUUGAAUAUUCGAAACCAAUUGAAUCAAUUAUUAAUGGACAAUUAAUUGGUUAUGAUAUAAAAUAUGCAUUAAAUUAUCCGAAUCCAAAUUGGAAAUCAAUACGUGUAAAUUCAUCAACGCAAUCAUAUAUUUUAAAAGAUUUAAUGACAUGGGAAUCUUAUUUAAUAUCUGUAUCAUUGGUGAAUAAUGUUGGUAUUGGUCCUGCAAGUGAAAACGUGAAAGUUCGUACUCUUGAAGGUAUACCAAGUCGUGCACCGACAUUGAUUCAAUAUGAACCAAUGAAUUCAACAGCUAUUAUGAUUAAAUGGCAAGGUCCUUCUUCAUCGUAUAUUAAUGGUAUUCUUAAUUCAUUUAAAAUCGAAUUAAUUGACUUAAAUCGAAAUAUAACAUUAUAUCAAGAACAACAAGCGAAACCUAUUGAACUCUAUCAUCUUGUUAUUGGUUCGUUAAAAAAAUUUACGAAUUAUUCAGUAAGAGUUAAUUGUGCAACUAAAAUUGGUAGUGGACCAUGGUCAUUGCCAACGGUUUUUGUUCGAACACAUGAAGAUGUUCCUGAUCAAGUAGAAAAUUUAACUUUUUCUAAUGUAUAUGAUACAUCAUUGGAUAUUAGUUGGCAGAAACCAUCGGAAAUCAAUGGUUAUUUAGUUGGUUAUGAACUUGAAUGGUAUCAAAUGAAUAGCACACAAUCAAAUCUAUAUGAUCGUUCAGUAAUCGAAAUUGAGCCUCAUUUAACAACUUAUAAAAUAAAUAAUUUAUCCGCAACAACAUGUUAUACCAUCAGUGUUCGAGCUAAAACACGAAAAGGCUUUGGUUUAAAACGUUCCGCAUCCAUUGAAUCAGGUUAUCCGCCUGAAAUGCCAUCACCACCAACAAAUAUUGAAAUUAUUUCGAUUGAAAAACGUUCCAUAACAAUAAAAUUUUCUCCCGGUUAUACUGGUAAGACCAAUAUUCUACGAUAUAUUGUUCAAAUUCAAAUGAGAAGUAAUAAUUCGCAAUGGGAAAAUACUCAAUCUUUUCAUAUUGAACAAUCGAAAUUAAUCGUUCGUGAUUUAUAUCCUAAUCGGUCAUAUCGCAUACGAAUGUCAGCUGUUAAUAUUAAAGGAACAAGUAAUGCAAGUAUUCCAACUGAAUUUUUUCGUACCAAACCAGAUGUACCAUCGAGUGUACCACAACUAUUACUAGCACAAGCAAUAAAUUCAAGUGCUAUUCGAGUUCGAUGGAUGCCGAUUGCAACCAAUGAAUGGAAUUCAAACGGAAAAGAUGUUGGCUAUAUUAUCUCAAUCAAUGAUUCCAUAUCGAGAGUUAUUAAAAUUGAAGACCCAUUAACGAUUGAAUUUACAUUUAAUAAUUUAUCACCAGCACAUACAUUAUUUCUUAUUCGAUUACAUACCUAUAAUCGUAUUGGUAUGAGUAAAGUUUCAAUAGAAACAACGGAGAAAACUUUUGAAAGUGUACCUCAUCGAUCACCAUCAAAUAUUCACAUUGAUUCAAUCAAUGGAACAUCGGUGACCAUCCGUUGGGAUUCAUUAAAUCCUCUUGAUCAAGGUGGUUUUAUUACUAAUUAUAAGAUUAUGUAUUAUGCAUUAUCAUCGCCUCACAUGAUUCAUACUGUUGAUUAUUCCGAUGAUAGUUCAUCGAUUAGUUAUAUUUUAAAUAAUCUUGAUAGUUAUACAAAUUAUUCAUGUUCUAUAUGUGCAUGCACAUCCACUGGUUGUAGUUCCUAUAGUCCAGCAUUUGAGUUUCGUACAGAUGAAAGUGUUCCUUCAAAACCAACGGAAGUUUUCUUUUCUAAUGUUGGUUAUUCGUCUGCACAUAUGACAUGGCAAAAGCCAACAAAACUCAAUGGAAUUCUAGUUGGUUAUAAAAUUGUAUAUUGGGGUUUAGAUGACGAACAAACACAGAUUGAAAUUGAUGAUUUGACGAGCGCUACAAAUUCUUAUUCAUUUAACGAAUUGGAAAAAACAACUUCAUAUACGUUUAUUCUUUGUGCCAAAACUCGUAUUGGUUGCGGUGAAAAGAGUAUCAACCGUUUAUUAACCAUGGAAAAUCGAGAGCGACCUGACGCUCCAUUUCCACCAACAAUCAUUGAAUCUUCAAUUAAUGCGACGAGUUUAAUAUUAACAUGGCGUAAGGAUUUGGAUUUCAAGUAUGCACCAAUUCGAUAUACAUUCAUUGAAUAUCAAGAAGAACAUUCGACAACCUGGAAACCCUAUGAUCCAAUAAAUAAACCCGACGGACAAAUAACAAAAUUACUUAUUCAAAAUUUAAAACCAAAUACAAAAUAUCGUUUUCGAUUAGCAUCACAAAAUGAUAUGGGAAUAAGUGAUUAUAGUCGUUCGACGAAUUUUAUUCGAACAAAAGAAAGUGCACCAUUCGUUCAACCGGCUAUUGAUUAUAUAUUAACAACUCAACCGUGCCAAAUCGAUAUUUAUCUUAAAGACUUGGAUUCAAUUGACAAUAAUACUCGUUUAAAAGUUCUUAUGAAACCCAUGUCAAAUGAAGAAACAUUUCAAACAAGUUAUCAUUCAAUUAACGAAGAUUAUUCUAUACAUUUAGAUAACCUAUGUCAAAAUUCGAAUAUCAAUGAGACGCAUGUUUUAUAUGUUUGUUUAAGUAAUACAGUAGGCGAUGGCCCACUUUCGUUUGCACGAUAUUUUCAUAUACAAUCGCCGGCACCACUAAAUAUAUCAGUUAAUUCAAUGAACGUGAGCGUUUUAAGUCCGAGAGAAAUAUUAGUUCAAUGGAAUAUCAGCCAAAUUCUAUCAUCAAUCAAUUAUCGCAUACGAUGGGUAGCAGCAAAUGAAACAGAUAAAGAAAAAAGUUUGAUUGCAUCAUACAAUGAAUCAAUGGUGAUCUUGGAUAAUCUUAUUCCGUUUACUACUUAUAAAAUUAUGAUUAAUACAUUCAAUAUUAAUGGAGAUGGGCUUUUACAUGAAACCGAUCUAGUUGGAACAUAUGAAGAUGUACCUGGUCCAAUUGAUCAAUUAACUUUCUCAUACGUUACAUUUAAUUCCCUACAAAUCGAAUGGCAAGCACCAAAAUCUUUAAAUGGUAUACUUCGUUCGUACGAGUUAACUUAUGAUAAUCAUCUAUCACUUCCUUCACUAAUGAACACUUCGUCGACUCGUGUCAAAACAAUUAAACAACUUUUAUCACCAAAUAUAACAUUGUUACGUGUUGAUGAAUUAGAUUCGUAUCAAACUUAUGAAUUUUCUCUAUGCGCUUGUACAAUUCAAUGUGGUCCAUGUAUUCAUAAAUCUAUUCAAACCGGUCCACAAAAAUUAGCACCAUUGCCACCGUUUGAUUUAUUCAUUAACAAACGUAGUGAAUUAAUAUGGAAAUCAUCUAUAAAAUCGGAAUAUUAUCUCGUUGAAUUAUCCCAUGAUCAUGGUCAUACAUGGAAAUUUAUUGAUCAAACAUUUAAAUCUCCUGUAAACUUGGCUAAAUUUCAAUUAAAUGAUUCAAUCGAAUAUUAUUUUCGGAUCUAUUCUGUCAAUCGCAUUGGUAUAAGUGAAUCAAGUCAAAUGUAUAGACAUAAUUUUACCACAUUUUCAACAUCAUUUCCAUUAAUAAAUCCACUUAAAUUCGUAUCUAAUAUAUUUACAUUUACACGAGCAAAUCGUUUGCCUUUUUAUAUUAUACUCGGUUUGGUUUUACUUCUUAUUUUCAUGGUUAUCUGUAUAGUAAUAACUUGUUGCUGUUGUCGAAUGAAAUUAAAGAAAACAAAAUUAUUACAAUCAACAAAUACAUUAUCAUCGAAUUUAAAUAGUGCCGAAUCCAAACAAAGUUUAUAUACGUCAACAACAUUAUUAACACCAAUAAAAAAAGAAUUAAUCAUACAUCGUAAUCGUGAUAGUCUAGCAUUAAGUGAUUUAUUAUAUAAUAAUUUUUCCAGUCGUUCGCCACCACGUCCAAUACCAACACCAACUGUCUACGAUGAUUUAAAUAGUACAAAAAGUUUAUUGACUAAUAAUAAUAAUGCAAGCAAUCAUUCAAUUGAUGAAACUCAAUCGAAAACUGAUUAUUCUUGGUAUCAUGCAUUGCCACAACAAUUAUAUACGUAUAUGUCAAAUAAUCAUUUAACGAAUCGAAUCAUGGAAGAAAACGAACAUGACAGCGAUGAAAUAGAUUUAACAGUAGCUUUUAAUGGUGCGAUUUUAAUGAACAAUGUACCACGAUCGAGAGCAGCUGUUAAUGGAUGUUCAUCAUUUGCGCUUUAA
Rotaria socialis is the source of this 7044-nucleotide messenger RNA. Lineage: Eukaryota; Metazoa; Rotifera; Eurotatoria; Philodinida; Philodinidae. The record is from the annotation of a GenBank genome assembly.